This is a messenger RNA of Brassicogethes aeneus, 828 nucleotides long. The record is from the annotation of a GenBank genome assembly. Lineage: Eukaryota; Metazoa; Arthropoda; Insecta; Coleoptera; Nitidulidae.
AUGAAUUCCGAAGAAGAAGAAAACUGGGCACUACUUUGCAAAGAUGGCAAAAAACAAUCUCCAAUUGCAUUAAGUAAAGAUAUAGCAAACGAAGUAUUCUAUACACCAUUUAUUUGGGAAAAUUAUGAUAUUAAUCCUUUCGCAAAAAUUAAAAAUAAUGGACAUUCAGCUGAAGUAAGACUACAUAUUUCUUCCCAAGAGAGACCCGAGGUGAAAGGUGGAAGCUUGCCAAAUAUUUAUGUUUUGGAUCAUCUACACUUUCAUUGGAAGUCGGAACACACUUUAGAUGACUACAGAUUUCCUUUAGAACUUCACUUGGUACAUCAUGCAAAACAGUUUGAUAGUCUGGCUUCAGCCGUUACCACUCCACAGGGUGUUGCAGUAUUUUCUGUAAUGUUUGAUUACUCACCAGACGAUGCCGAAUAUUUUAAACCGUUGGUUUCCGUGAUAAACACAGUAACAAAACACUUGGAAUCUCAAAAUAUGUCCGAUUUUUCGUUAAGAAAAUUUUUGCCUGUAGAUACGGCAGGUUAUUACAGAUACGAUGGUUCCUUGACUACUCCAAAUUGCAACGAAGGAAUCGUUUGGACCGUUUUCACCAAUACCAUUCCAAUUUCACAAUCACAGGCAUUAGUUUUUGAAGAACUCUACACCAAAAAUCAAAAACGUUUAAAACACAAUUACCGAUCACUACAAAAUAUUAACGAUAGAUCCAUAUCGAUCAAAGUUAGUCCAUUAAGAGCUGGAAGUCAAUCUACAACUUCAUCAAUUUUAAUAACCCUAAGCUUUGGCAUGAUUUCUUGUAUGAUGUCGAAAAUUAUAUAUUAA